Microbotryum saponariae is the source of this 2008-nucleotide messenger RNA. The record is from the annotation of a GenBank genome assembly. NCBI's taxonomy places the organism in Eukaryota, Fungi, Basidiomycota, Microbotryomycetes, Microbotryales, Microbotryaceae.
AUGGGCGUUCACGGUCUCACCUCCUUUGUCAACAAGCACCAGCCUCGUCUAAGCAAGACGCACGUUCUCACCUCUCCAACCGCGAAAGAAACUCCGACGGCUUUCAUCAUCGAUGGGCUCGCUUUCACCGCUUACAUUCUCCACAGCUCGGUCGGGUUGGUCACCCUCGAUGGAGCUCGGGGAGGCAACUACACUGCUAUCCGUCGAUAUGUCAAGAGGAUCAUCGAGUACAUCCGAGCCGUCGGUCUGGAGCCAGAGUUCGUCUGGGAUGGUGAGUGCGGUCGGAUCAACGGGCUAUCGGAGGCGACCGAUCGUUUUCUGAUCCAAUUUCGCCUUCGACAGGAGCCCAUGGCGUUUCCAAGCUUUCCACCAUCAAACAGCGCACCGAGCAAAAGAUUGCCGCCGUUCGCGAAUUCAUGUCCUUCAACGACGACAUCCGCGGGCAGGCCGACUUGAUCUCGAACGCUACCGGCAGUCCCCUCCUCACUCGUUCGACUUUCAUCUACGUCUUGAACGAGAUGAAGGUCAAGAUUCACUUUGCCUCCGGAGAAGCGGAUUCUCCUACGGCGGAGAUGGCGCAACGUCGCAAUGGUUACGCCGUCUCGAAUGACAGCGACUUUUUCAUCUUUCCGGCAGAAUAUAGAGGUGAGCGCCCCCAGUCUUUCUCAGGGCGAAAGAUCCGAUUUAAUCGUCGACUCGAUUUUGCUCUUUGUCAGGCUACGUGCCCGUCGAUUCGAUUCGCUUUGGUCACAACCGCUCUCCACUGCUCGAACCAGCGCACUCGACGACGAGCCCCCGACUCGAAUUCGAGGUGUUCCAGCCCGCACGCAUCGCCGCAAGUCUGAAUCUAUCCCUCCACCGUCUACCCCUUCUCGCUGCAUUAGCUGGUAACGAUCUAGCCGACUAUUACAAGCACUUCAAAUUCGCCAGUCCUCCGACGCACUACGGCAGGGUUUGGGUCGAUCAUCGUGCCAUCGCCUCGCGUCUUGGUUGCGUCCGGUUCACUACUUCUUCGCACGAGUCCGCUCUGCGUCAAGUGUUGCCAUCGAUGAUGAUGACCACCCUCGGCACCAAGAUGCUGCUGGAGAAGAUCAUAUCCGACUUGACGACUUCUGCGGCCGGGUACACCUUGCAACCCGUCGAGGAUCUUGGACCGGAUUUUCUUUUAUCGCCUCGUUCUUCGGACACGGCCAACCAAGCCGCGUGUCGCAAGCUCUACCGCGAAAAGGCAUUGGGCACGGGUAAUCUUACUACCCUCACCCUCCAAGCGAUGCAGACCGGUAUCGCCGUCCCCAACAACCUCCUCGAGGAGCCCAAGUUGCCUUCGACGGCAGUGAUGAUGGGUCGUCCGCUGCGCAAAAUGAUCUACGCCGUGCUCGACGACGCGAUCGGUCUGGGUCGCUCGUCGAUCGAAGAGUACUGUCGCCAGGGCAGUUAUCUCCAGUCUGUUCGUAUCGAUAUCUCGCGACUUGGUAGUCUCGUCGACGACUUUGAGUCCUCGUGGUCGUCACCCAUCAUUCUGGCCCCCGAGCACGAGCGUGUGCGCUUCCUCUGCGCUCUUCUGCGCUACGAGGGUACGAUCCCUCUUCAAUCGAACCGAGCUUGGCCUUACUUCUCCCUCGUCCUAGCCCUGCGUCACCUCCAACGACACGCUACCACGAAAUGGAGCAAAGCCACCCUCAUCGCGGCCAUCGCAACAGCCGUGAUCGUCAAACUUCAACCGACCUACGAUCGCAUCUCGGAGCGAAUCAAACUCCCCGCCGCCGCACCCCUGAAUCACCUCCAUCGAUCAGCCGAACUUCUUCAAACUUCUCACGCGCUGCAAAGUUUGAUGGAGGUGUUAUUGUUGUGCGAUCGCAUGGUGCCGCUGCAUAUCACGUUCGAUGGGUCGAUGGUACAUCGUCUGUGGUCUUUGGGCGACGGAGUGAUGGAGACGUUGGGGGAGUAUCUGACGGAGAGUCAACUGGACUUGGUGGAGGAGUUGAUGGGGAUGGUCGAGGAGGAGUGA